Molecule: messenger RNA, 5719 nt
Organism: Micropterus salmoides (largemouth bass)
Lineage: Eukaryota; Metazoa; Chordata; Actinopteri; Centrarchiformes; Centrarchidae
Gene: sox18
Product: SRY-box transcription factor 18
Exons: 2
Coding region: 437-2245 (602 amino acids)
Biological process (GO): lymphangiogenesis; vasculogenesis; positive regulation of transcription by RNA polymerase II
Molecular function (GO): RNA polymerase II cis-regulatory region sequence-specific DNA binding; DNA-binding transcription factor activity, RNA polymerase II-specific
Source: RefSeq, a predicted model, not a curated record
AAGUUUCAAAACUUUCAAACUGGGCAGACAGACAGAGAGACAGUGAGUCGGACGGCCUAAGUGAAGGAGGGGAAUCAAGCUUUGGACAAACCGCUGCACCGCACACUCCAAACAAGAACUGUUGUCUUUUGAGAAAAAAAGGAGUGAAGAAAAGAAAGAGGCAGAGUCAUUGUGGAUCACUUUCAGGGGGAAUAUCCUGCACCACAACUUGUUUGUUUUCUCUUUCUUUCUCGUCUUCCCCCUCCUCUCAGAUCUCGAUGCUUUGCUUUGGGAUUUGUGCUCCAAAUCCAUCAAAUUCCUCUCUUGAUAUUUCCCUUUGUCAUCUGAACCACUUUGAUUUACACAUUUCUUCCAGAACUUUGCAACCCAUCAAACUGAGACAGACGUUUGCAGAAUUUAACUUGGACUAAAAGUUGAAUCCACAGCCGGUUCUGGAAUGAAUUUAACUGAGCCCAGCUUGUCUAGAGAGACUCUUCUGCAUGCCAGCCGGGUGUCUCUCGGGGGCCCCUGGGCGUCCAGGACCCCGAGCCCUGCUUCUGAUUCUGAAAUGGGUUUUGAGCAGAACCUCUCCGGCGACUGCAGUUCUGAUGGCCUUGGAACCGGGAACAUGAGGAGAACAGAACCAAGGAUUUCCCUCACACCCAGUUUAGGGGGACAGGGUCCAGACCUCACCCAGGCAGGAGGUGUGUCGGCAGGCACGGCCGAUGGGAAGGCCGUGGGGGGUGAGCAGAGAAUCCGCAGGCCCAUGAAUGCCUUCAUGGUCUGGGCUAAAGAUGAAAGGAAGCGACUGGCCGUGCAGAAUCCUGACCUGCACAAUGCUGUUCUCAGCAAGAUGCUCGGUCAGUCUUGGAAGUCCCUGAGUGCUACAGACAAGCGGCCGUUUGUGGAGGAAGCGGAACGUCUCCGUGUCCAGCACCUCCAGGAUCACCCGCACUACAAGUACAGGCCUCGCCGCAAAAAGACCACCAAAAAACUCAAGCGGGUUGAACCAGGGCUUCUGCUGCACAGCCUAGCCCAGGGCGGGGCACCAGGACUUGGAUUAGGUCCUGGUGUCAGCCCCUUGGGUGCAGACAGUAUUUCUGGAGGUUCAACUUAUGGACAUCCAGGUGCCCACCCUCCGCAUCAACAUCACUCCCACCACCUGCUGCCUUCUCUUGGGCACUUCAGAGACCUCCAGGCCCCAGGACACCCAGAGAUGGAGAGCUACGGCCUGCCCACUCCAGAGAUGUCCCCUCUGGAUAUUCUGGAAGAUGGGGCAGGGGAAUCAGUGUUUUUCCCCCAACAUAUGCAAGAGGAGGCAGGGAUGGGAGGUUGGAGUGGGUACCACCACCACCUUCACCAUCACAACCAGCAUUACAGCCAUAAUUACAACAACCACCACAAUUCCAUACAUGGUGCAGCAACAUAUGUUCAGAGUUCAGGAAUGAGUGCCGGUGCAAGUUUAGGCACCAGUAUGAAUUCCAGUUUGAGUCCUGGCAGAAGUUCCAGAGUUGAUUCUAGAAUGAGUGCUGUUGAGUCAAAUAUGAGCUCAAGCAUGAGCUCUGUUACUUCAGUUUUGGCGAGUUCAGUCAACUCUCGGUUAAAUGCUAAUCAUCCCUCAGGUCACCACAUCUCCUUGAGGAGUCCUCUAAAGUGCCCACCACCUCUAUCCGACUCCUCCUCCCCUGUUUCCUACACUCAGCCCGCCAUCAAUCUCCCAGAGCAGAUGAAAUCCCACCAAACGCCACAUCAAGCCAGUGCUCCUGUUAGCUACUUCAGCCAAAUGUAUGGGAGCAGCACCCCGAAUGCUGCAUAUUACAUGCCCUCUCACCUGGGGCAACUUUCACCUCCUCCUGAAACUUCCCCUUCUUCCUGCUCAUCCUCCAUCCCCCCGUCAACCUUCCCUCCCUCUUUGCACUUAGACCCUCAGAAUCCAGAGUCCUCCAGCCAUUUGGGGUCUUCCUCUGAUGAGUUUUGGACCGAAGUGGACAGGCAUGAAUUUGACCAGUAUGUUAAUGUCAGAAGGAAUCGAGAGGAGGCCUACGGACAUGGUGGGGGCUGUGGGGGGGUAUCCAAAGUAGUGAGUGGACGCAGUAGCAGUAGUGUAGGUAGUAGCAUGAAUAGCAGUGUUAGCAGUAUUAUUAACAGGGAUGUCAGUAGCAUUUUGAAUGGUGCUGGUGGGUGUGAUGAAGCGAGCAGCCCUCUUAUAUCUGCGCUUUCUGAUGCCAGCAGUGCUGUCUAUUACAGUGCCUGUAUCACUGGAUAAAUUAUCUCUUAUAUGUACCUCCUUGCAUAUAGCACAGUUAGGUUUGGUUCAUUUGAAGCACUGUUACAUGAGUGAGGAAGUAUGUCUGAAAGAUUAGUUUUGGCUCAUACUUUUAGUCUAGUCGUUGUCAUCUCUUACUUAAAUCUCAUAGAUAGAACUCUAAAUUUAAAAAUUAAAUAAAUUCAAAAAAUUAAGUGAGUGCUGUCAUCCUACAAAUGUGUGCAGAAGACUGAGCUGGGUAGAGCCAAAUCCCACAGUUUUAACUGGAAAAAAAAAACUUGCAAAGAUGAAAAUAAAAUUUUAAAAAUAAAUAAAGUGCUAACUACUUAUUUUUAGAUUACUUAGUGCAUUCCUAAACAUGAUAUUAAACAGUUUGCUGGCUAGCUAACCAGCUUUCAUUCAUAGUUUUUUGAUUGAUUUGUAAGAAAUGCAUGGAUUACUAGCUCUAGACACCUGGAGGCAGAAGCUCAAGCAGCUAGUCUUGUCCUUUCUUGAGCAACUGCAAAAUUAGCCACUGUCAGUUAUAGCAGAUGACAUUAGCUAAUGGGGUUAGCUAUCUUAAGGAGAAAAUCAAGAUAUUAUCUGUUGUUCCAAAUGAAUAAUACUGGGGGGGGGCAUGAUGACAUUGUGCUGCUCAGAGGUUGUAAUAUUUUGAAUUUUGGCACCAGUGCCUAGUCCUACCUGAAAAAAGAAAUAGGCCAUAGUGAAGAUAAACAGAAGGCAGCUGGACAGCACCUUAGAAUAGAUUUUAGUUUGUCACUUACUUAUCAAGGAUGCUCGGUCUCUUUUUUAGCAUGUGUUAUACUAAUAAAACGUGAAUCUUUAUCAGUAGCUGGAUACAUGUAUGACCUGGAACUUGUUCUGGUGGCUACAUAACCUGAAGGAUUCAGGGAUGUGCAGCAAGUGCUUGUCUUUGUUGAAGUACCUUUGAACAAAGAACUAAGCUCCUAGUUGUUCCACCAGUUUUGAUUCUCUACACUCUAACCCCACAGUACAUGCUACAGGAAGAUAAGAUUAUGCAAGCACGAUUAUUUUUUUGAUUGCACUGUGUUCUCUGGUCAUCAGAAAAAUACGUCAAAUCUGAAUUUCAUGAUCAUCUCAUAUUAUUUUUGACAAUUCAUCUCAGGACCAGACAAAUAUUCAUCUCACUGAACUUCUUAAAGUUUAGGUUUACUCAUGUUUUUCGUUAAAUGGAAACAUUUGACAAUGAAGGUCGGGAGAUGGACAAAGAGAAAAAGACUCGAUGGAAGAGACUUCAAUUCAGCCUCCAGAUAUCUCUCUGCAGUGUUGUCGGGAAAGCCUUGGCCACAGACCCAGAGCAGACCACUUAUGUCUCCCACAAACUAUCAGGAUGUUUUACAAGCUGGGUCGGGUUCUUUCUGACCAUGAUACAUGCCGUUCCCUCUCAGUCUCAGUCCAUGACAGGGCCUCAUGUCAAACUCCAUGCUAAAAUCUGUAAGUUUUAAGUUGUUUUGCUUUUUGGCAAAGACAGAUAUGUUGAUGAUUCAAAGAUCAUACUUUUUAAUCAGCAAGCCCCUCUGGUGAAACAAGCACAUCACUUGUUUACAACAAAAUGUCCUAUUUCAAAGUGUAAUUUAGUUCUACAAAGAGAAGAAGAUUAGGUUCUACAUAUGCAGUGCCAUUAGAACAAGUCUUAUGUGGUAUAUCCUGAAAACAGCAUCCCUUUAUACGUUUGCGUAUUUGCAAAUUAAUGCAAAGCAACAUUUUACUGUACCAGAUAUUGGUAAGCAGCUUGACCGUUAACUUACAGAUUGUUCCAUUCUCAAUUUCAUUAAAACAUUUAAGGAUAAUUGUUCAUGUGCUAGGUCUUAUAUUCAUUUUGGAAACCUUGGUUUGAUGUAGCCAUUUACUGUACAUAUAGUUGCUAUGCCUCUCGGCAGUAUGUGAAGGAGAAACUGAGACUAUGAAAUGUUCUCUUUGCACUGGGUUUAAUGUCUUAGCUGUACAGAAAGAACACUACUUAUCAAAAGUUAAAUGUCCAUUAUUUUAAAUAUGUUUUUGUACAGAAAGGGCUGUGUUUAUUUUGUUGUUUUAAAGAUUGUUUUAUAGAUUUAUUUUCUUAAAGGAAUAGUUUGACAUUAUAGGAAAUACGUUUAUUCGCUAUCUUGCUGAGAGUUAUAUGAGAUUUUCAAAACCGCUAUCAUGUCUAUGUGUAUUGUAGGCUUCAGAGUUAGCUACAGAGUUUGCCAAGAAAUAGUUACACCAGGUAGCUCCCCAUAAGUUUGUGUACUUAAUAAAUAAUGGUGAUAAAAGUGAAAUUUAGAGGUGAUGGAUGUCUGAUUUGAAACUUUGGACUGCUAAAGGCAAAAGCUGUUUCCCCUGCUCACAGUCUUUGUGCUAAGUCAGGCUAAUUGCCUCCCGGCUCCAGCUUCACUUAGCCAACCGAACUGACAGUGAUUAUGACAUUCUCACCUCACUCUGAGCAAGAAAGGAAAUGCGUAUAUCCCAAAAGGUUGAACUAGACCUUUAAAGAUGAUUUAAAUAUAAAAGCAUUGGAGCAGUGAGUUUCCACUAUUUUAUGUUCCUCUUAAAUGUGUAUUAUAAACUUGCCUUCGAAAGGAAUUCUAAAGGUCUUUAAUGGGUUACAUAUUACACUUUGCUCUACCAGUGACACCACCAAACUUUCCCUCCCACACCACUGUUUUUUACCUAAAUGACUGGAAAUUAAAAUAAGAACUUGUGGUUUUGUUUGUGCUGAGAAAAUGAAAAAUCAACAGUUGUAGCCACUGUAGAGGUCUCUCUUUAUGUGUUUAUGUAGCAUUUAUCCUGUAAUAUCUAUGUAAACAGUGGGAGCAAAAAACAGAAAUCUCUCUUCAAGGAUCUAUCCUGCAUCUGUUCUGCAUUAGUCCUACAGACAAUACUUUUUUUUGUAUAUGAAACAGUAGAACAAAAUUGAGUAUUUUGUACAGUGAAACCAGUUAUAUUUACCACACCGUUCCUUGUGACCUCCAUUGGUUGAGAACAGAGCAACAGUAGAUUUUUCUUAACAAUUCCUCUAGAGGAAGAAGCCACAGAGAAGCAGCAGUUCAAGCAAAGUUACUUCUACAUCUGCAUUUGACAUUCUUUUCUGUUGACACCAAACAGAGUCUUGUUUCCAUUUUAAUUUACUGUGACACACAAAGAACAUCAGAGAGACAGGAAUUUUUUUAAAGUCGUGCAAUAACUCUGGGGCUUUUGGUAAUAAUUAUCUGCAGGAAAAAAACGAAACACCCAAGAUUUUGGGAUUAAAACAAAGGACAUUUUCUCAGCAGUCAUAUAACGACAAAUUAAAACCAGGAUUUUCCCAGAAGUGUCACUGUGAUACUUCUAAAUCUGUCUGACAGGGAUCAUUAUUAUAUUUUCUGUAGUACAUGGUUUUGUUUGUGUUUAUAUUUGAAAAAUGUGGGUUGGCUGUAAAUAGAUCUGUUCUGUUUGUUAAAAUAAUUUUGCAAAAUAAACAUUUCUAAGGCUGCA